Molecule: messenger RNA, 5091 nt
Organism: Felis catus (domestic cat)
Lineage: Eukaryota; Metazoa; Chordata; Mammalia; Carnivora; Felidae
Exons: 3
Coding region: 3835-4803 (322 amino acids)
Source: RefSeq, a predicted model, not a curated record
GGAAGGAGUAAUGUGGGCCAACCAUAGAAUUCCAGCCCCCUGGUAUGGUGACUGGUUCAGGGAUGAGCAUGUGGCCUAGGUUAGGAUCAAUCAGAAUGACCCCAAGGACUGUGCAGGAACCAAGAAGUGAGUCUCCCUGUUUCUGUUGUGGUCAGAACAAUAGACCUGCUUCCCAUUAUGGAAGAGCCUGAGGCUAACCCCAAAGAAGUGGGGCAGAAGGACAGAAACUGAGUCUUGAUAGCAUAUUGACUCCAGCCAUGCCUGAAACCAGCAUCACCACUGAUCUUUCAAUUACAUGGGCCAAUGCAUAUGUAUUCAUAUGCACUGACUUUGCUUACUCAGAACCAAAAUAAUUGUAAUGGGCAUAGCCCUAAGCUCAGGUUACAGAGAAGAGAAAGCGCUAGACUGGGGUGAUAAAUAAACCUGGCCUCAGAUCCUGGCACUAUCACAGGAUAGCUGUGUGAGUUUGAAUAAGUCACUUAGGUUCUACAAGCCCCAGUUUCCUCAUCUACAAAAUGGACAGAAUAAUUCAUGAGCUGAUGUAUAUGAAAAUUCAGGCUUCGUGAAUAUUGGUAGACUCCGUGGCACUUGUACUUGAUGGGGUGGGAGACUCUGAAGCAUUCUGGGCAGACAAUUCGCUCUAAGGAAAAUGUGCAUUGUGUUCAUUAGCCUGGGUGCAGUACAGGCUGGAUAGAGGGAAUGAUGCCCACCCAGGGAGCCCACUGCAUGCUGCGCUCCAGGUGGAGAAUAUACACCACACCCCAUGGGUGCAGUGUCAGAUGUUGAGUAGAGAGCUGAGGCCUCUUUCACACCAUGGACUGUGCCUGCCAGAGGCUGCUAGAAAAGAAGUCACCUGCACUUCCACCGCUUUUCCUCCAGUAAAAUAGAUAAACAGCCCCUACCCUCUUUCUCCAGGACUGGGUGGAGCAUUAACUAUGAGCUCUACAAACUACUUUGUACUCCCUGUGGAAAAGCUGCUAUGUAGCUAUAAGGGGUGAUUAAUUUUAUGUCUCUAAAUGUCUUAGUAUCAUUUGCCAAAAUGAUGAUUUAUUAUUUAGACAACCUUUAUAUUUCCAAGGGGCUUUAAAACCAUUUAUAGCGGAGAAUGAAAUAAAACUGAUUAGGGCCCUGAAAAACAGGAGUGGUGAAGAAAUGCACAAGGAGCUGGGGGUUAUUUAUCCAGAACCUGAGAAGGCAGAUGAAGGACACAGCAAGAAUCGUCAAUUAGAGAGGCCCGUAUCUUGCCCCUAUGUAAUCAGAGGAAAAGAAAUGAGACAAAAAAUGGCAAAGCACCCGGACUGAUUUGGGAUAGACAUCAAAAUGGUAACAGGAAGAACUUCCUAAGUGUAUACUGCUUCUAAGUUAGUCAUCUAAAAACAUUUUCCAGCACCUUUUAUGUUCUAAUACUAUCUGGAAGAAAAUGUAAUAUAGAAAGACAAUGCAGAUAUGGUCAAAGAAUUACUAUAUUCUUCAAGCAAUGCCAGAGGAUGAAAAACAUGGUAGAAAACUGGGAGGUAAACGUAUUAUUUCUUUAAGGAAGAAAAAGUGAACACUACAUGCCAUAAAGCCAAGCCAUGGUGGAAGAUGGAGACUGGAGUAUAUUUGUAUACAGAGGAAAUAAUGGAGAUGGCCUGGAGACACCAUGGGUUGAGUAAGAACCACCAAAUAUAUAUCCCUUCCUUCUUGAAAGUCUUCCCAGGCCCCUAGAUGAUGGUGUAUCUGAAUCUCGGUUAAGUACUUCAUGAAAUGGCGGAUCAGAUGGAGAGCUCUGGGCAGAGACAAGUACAAAUUGGUGGAUUCGCAGCUGGCAGAACAGUAGCCAAAGAGGGCCCAAUGGAAAGCAGCAUCUCCUGUGAGAUUUCACAGGCUCUGUUCUCUUUGGCAUUUUCAUCAACCACUUGGAUGAAACCCUGCAAGGGACACUCAUCCAAUCUCAACUGCUGGGACGCUCAGCCAAAACCAACCAGAUGAAAUGAACAGUCCUGCAUGCUUAGGUUCAAAACGAUCCCAUCAGAGCUAGAAUAGAUCUGGCUUGAUUGGCACUGAUGUUGCCAAACUGCAGACCAACCGCCAAGCUUGUGGAGUUGAUUGACAGAUGAUCUCCUCACCUCCAGUGUGCCCUCCUUGGACCAGGAUUCACCAACAGGCCAAUGAUCAUUUCCUUUGGUUUUGAAGGUGUAACGCCUUGAACCCUUGGGCCUACUAGAGGAAUAGACACAUGCCACUGUGGUCAUUGACCUAGGGCCUGCCUGGGCUUUGUCUCACAUGACAACUUCAAGUGAUUGCUUGUGUUCCUGUUAUCUACUGUGUGUAACAAAUCACCCUGAAAAUUCAGUGGCUUGGGACAAUAAUGUUUUAUUAUGCCUCACAGUUCUGCAGGUUGAUUGGGCUCCACUGGGUAAUUCUCACCUGGGCUUGCUCAGAACGUUGCAGUCAAUGUUGGUAGAAGAUACAGUCACGAAAGCUCUUCCCAGUUUGACGCCCAAAUGGCCCACUCAUAUGGCCAGCAGUUGGUUCUGGCUGGUAUUUGGGAGGUCACCUGGGGCUGUCAACCCUCCACACAUGGCUUGGGCACAUUACAACAUGGAAACUGGGUUCCCAGAGUGAGUAUUCUAAGAGCAAGUUCCCAGAGAUCCAGGUGGGAGCUGUGAGGCUGCACAUGACCUAGCAUCAGAAGUCCCAGAACAUCACUUGUGUCAUAUUUUAUUGGUUGAGUGAGUUACCAAGACCAGGCCAGAUUCAAGGGGAAGGGCAUAAGCCUCUACACUGGAACAGGCCCAUUGCUGAAGCACACGUGAGAUGGAAGAUAUUGUUGGAGCCAUCCUUGAACAACAUAAUGGGCCACAAGUUUGAAAAGAUGAACACUGUAACGAAAAGGAUUGCAGUUGGCAAGGGUACACAGUGCUGCUGUGUGUCAUACCCUGCAAAGCCCAGACCUAGACCCUUUAAGUCCAAUGUGCACCAACUGGCACUCUGCCCCAGCAUGUUCACCAUCUGGUCUCCACCUUCCAGUCUCCUUCCAGAAACCCACUUGCCUCCCGGCACUUGACCCCCAGCUGGUCCUGUCUCACUGCCAUCUCCACCCUGGCAUGCCAUAUCAACAGGAAUUAACAGCUUCCCCAUGCUUGACACACAAAGAACCAACCACCAGUCAGUCCACUGCAAAAGCCCAGUAUUACAAAACAACAACAACAACAACUACUACAACAAGUAUGAUUCUUUUUGCAAAUAUUCAAAGAAAACAUCCAAGGAAAUCCUAUUUGCUUUGGAUUACUGUGUGAGUUUGCAAGCUGAAGCAUUCAGUGGUUCAUAAAGUUUGUGUAGAUGCUGGGGGAAGGGUGGACGGAAGGCCUUCAGCAUCUGUACUAAUAGAUCAUGUCCUCUGCACCGUGGCUCCCCACUCCCCUGCCUGUUGUCUCUCUGCUACUGCAGGCAUCUGUCUGUGACAUCAUAGCGUGUUGCCAUGGAAAAUGAUGCUAUCACCAACUUCUGACUUCAGGCAAUAAAAUAUGUUUGUAUUUACAAUUUCUUGAGAAGACAUCAGUGUGGAUCUUCACAUGUAUGAUGUUCAGUGGGACACUUAGCAGUUUCCUGAGUAUUCACUAUGUUCCAUGCAACUGAUUGUCUUGCGAGAAUAGUAGAAAGAACCUGCCUUGAUUUUGGCCAAGCUGGGUCUUGACCUCCUUGUCUGUGAAAUGGAAAUGAGAAGGCUUAGCCUUUUGGGUUAUUGCAAGGCAUCCAUGAAGAGUUAGGUGUUGCAGAGUCUGAGGCAAGGCAGGUGCCCAGCAGGUAGGCCUUCUCUUCUCCCAGUCCCCCAGAGCUGACUUAAAGAGUAUGUGUGGCACAUUUCAGCAAGAGCCCUGGCAGGUGCUGGGGGGGCUGAAAUGGCAGUUAGAAAUCCUAAGCUCCCAAGACAGCCAUGAUGAUAUCAAUUCUGCUGCCCCUUGGUCCCCUCCCUCCUUUCUUUCUCUGUCCUCUCUCUCCUCUUUGUCUGGUUCUGCCCAGAAAGGGCCAUAUGAAGCAGCCCCACUCCACCUCCCUCUCUCUUCCUCCCUGUUUUCCUCCCUCCUUUUCUUUCCUUCCUCUCUCCAUCCACCUCUCCCUCCCUCGUUCUUUCCUUCCUAUCUUCCCACACUCAGCAAUCCAGAGCCUGCCCUUCCUUUAGUCCAGAAAGAUCUCUCUCCCACCAUCCUGGGCACUCAUGCUAUAGUUCCAGUGGCCCCAUCCAAGCAGAUUCAUCAGCCCUGGAUGCUGAAGGGAGGCUCUGAGGAUUGCACAGGGACUUCCUUCCAGCCAAGAGUCAAAGCCCCCCUUUCCCCACCCCUACCUCCAGGGACUGCUACAGAAAUGUGCUGGUUUUCUCAUCUCAAAUGUGCUGUUUCUGGAAACAUCUUGUUCCUUCCAAUUCUCAAGUCCAGAGUGACUUCCUCCACCCUAUCCCUUCUCCUGUGCAAGUUCGGCCCUCUCCAUUCACCACACCCACUGUUUACAGAAGAUACUUCCCUUCUGGGAGACCCUGGCCUGUCCUUGUUUUCUGGACACUUCUCUCUAAAUUUGCUUCCUCCAUUAAGGAGGCAGAUGGACGUUCACCCCAUUUCUCAGCUGGUGUAUGGGUGCGGCCACUGGAGAGGGGAAGGGAUGCAUCACCUCCAGGCUGAGGGAGAGGCCAAGAUGACUGCUCAAGGCCCAUACCUCAAGAACAACCAAGUGAAGAUGGGCACCUGGUCUCUGAGACACCGCCCCCGCAAGGAGCACCAUUCUACACCCGUCAUGGUUUUGAAGGAGGUCACUGAGAGGACAUGACCACUGGCUGACCCACAAGCUGGACCUGGGCAGUGGAAGGUCCUCAUCCCCUCUUCCCCUGUCCUUGGAAUGUACACUCUGCCCGUGUCCCCACGGUGGGGGCCAUUUUCAAGGACACAGUCUUGAGAGAGCAAUGUGUUGUUGAGACUAUCUGCAUGGUAUACAUAAUGGAACCCCAUCAAGGACCCUAUAUAAACUUGUUAAGAGUCUGGUGGAGAUCGAUGUGUCUUGAAGCACCCAAGACAAACCUCACACAUAAGUUCCCUUAUUAAACCUGCCACCUACCUA